AAAAAACUGAAAAAUUAGAAAAGUAGAUAGAAAAUGGUGAAAAAAUGUGCAGUAGAGGCAGCAGCGAGUUUGAGUCGAAUGCGCGAAAGUCCUCAACCAAAAAAAUUGUUGGGAAUUUUAAGUUGUUGACAGAAAAGAAAAGGACUAUUUUUACUUCUUGGUCUACAUAUAUACUGUGUAUGGUGGCGGCUUGCAGUUGAGUGGUUUGUUGCUUUGAUUGUUGUGGAGAAGAGGAGUGCUUAUGGAAGAAGUUCUACUAAGAUUGAUCACAUUCUUGGAAGAAUGGGAAGUCAGGGUGUUCAUAAUCCUCAGCCUCGCGUUGCAGAUCUUACUGAUCAUGUUGGGCAAUCGCAGGAAGUAUGUAUGCAAACUUUGGAUAAGAAUCAUUCUCUGGUGUGCUUACUUAUUGGCAGAUUGGGUAGCAGUCGUUUCACUUGGCAUCACCUCGAAGAACACUCUUGAUGCUUGCCACAAGAGAAUCAAGGUUGAGCCCGGGAUUGAACUGAGGUGGUUCUGGGCUCAAUUCUUUGUGCUGCACUUAGGUGGCCCCGACACCAUCACGGCAUACUCUCUCGAAGAUAACGAGCUGUGGCUGAGGCAUUUGGUGGGGAUGGUGAUUCAAACUGGACUUGCUUCAUAUGUCCUACUUGUUGCCCUCCGCAGCUCCAAUUGGCUUCCCUCUUUGAGCGUGCUCAUCUUCAUAGCAGGUGCAAUCAAGUAUGGAGAGCGCCUGUACACUCUCCGUGCAGCCAACAGUGAGCACUUCCGCGACUCCAUGCUUCCAGAGCCUGAUCCGGGCCCCAACUAUGCAAAAUUCAUGGAAGAAUACACGAUGAAGGAGGCUGAGGGGUAUGAAGUUGGGGUGGACGAGGUUAUAGAAAUCCCUGUUCUCGCUCAGCAUGAUUUCCCCGACAAGCCAGGCAUACACGAAGCAUACGACCUAUUCCUGACAUUCAAACGCCUCUUUGCGGACGCUAUCUUGAGUUUUCAAGACCGAGACAGCAGCAGAUCCUACUUCCAGAAUCUGUCAGGGGAGCAAGCUUUUGAUGUUGUUGAGAUCGAGCUUGGCUUCAUGUUUGACGAGCUCUACACGAAAGCAUCCGUUGUGUACAACCUCUGGGGCUGCAUCCUUCGGAUGAUCACGUUCUCCUUCACCCUCUUCGCCUGGAUGGCCUUCCUCUUUGUCUGCGAGAAGGGCAAGUACAAGCAGCUUGACUUGGUGAUCACUCACUUGCUGCUCGGGGUGGCUAUCUGCUUAGAGAUAUACGCUGUUUUUGUUCUCGUGAACUCAGACUGGACGUGCAGGCUGAUCAAGCGCGGCAAAAUGAUUCAAUGGCUGCAGCAGCCAAAGAAGAAGAGGUGGUCUGAGAAAAUGUCUCAGCACAAUCUACUUGAUCUUUGUGUUUGGGAUAAAUCUGCACUAUUAUUCUUCCCAAGAAGCAUCACAAAGGCUGCUAAAAUCGAUCAUUACCUCGAAAAGCACUGGCACAAGUCCUUCGUUGACGUCUCCAUAGAUCUGAAAAACCUUAUAUUCAUAGAGUUGAAGAAGUACACAACUGCGUCUGAUCCAGCAGCUAUGUGGAGCAGAAAGGGGAGUUUCACUCUUGGAAAGUACCCCUUUCUCUCUCUCGAUGGGAUCCAAGAGAGGGAAUUCGAUCAGGGGAUCCUCCUCUGGCACAUCGCCACGGACAUCUGUUACACCCUCACGCCACCCAAGGAGAGAAUCCCGACCGCGGACCACAGCAAGCACAUAUCUGACUACAUGCUGUACCUCCUCAUGGUCUGCCCCUUCAUGCUGCCAAUUGGGAUCGGGAUGAUAAGGUUACGCGACACAUGCGCUGAGGCCAAGGAGUUUUUCAGGGAGCGGGCCACGGUGAUAGCAUCCAGCAAGGUUGAGGCCUGCAACAAGCUGCUCGAGGUGAGCACUCGGGUGCCACCGGGUAAAGUGAAGGGCGACCGGAGCAAGAGCGUGCUGUUUGAUGCGUGUAAGCUGGCUAAGUCCCUCUUGAAGGCGCAGAUGUGGAAUGUUGUGAGCAGUGUGUGGGUGGAGAUGUUAGCCCACGCUGCCACGCAUUGUGGCGGCAGACACCACGCCCACCAGCUGCGCAAGGGGGGGGAGCUGCUCAGCCAUGUUUGGCUUCUCAUGGCGCAUUUGGGCAUCACAGAGCAGUUCCAGAUAUCUCAAGGUCAUGCUAGGGCUAAAAUCAGGUCAUGCUAGAGAUGAAAUCAUACUAAAAUCUUGUUGUAUCAAUCACUAUUCUAGUAUUCUUUACAGAAAAUAGUCUCAGUGUAGUUUGUGAUGUAGUGGUAAACUUUUCAAGGCUUGGGUUGUAGGUGUUCACUGUUCAUAUCUUGGCACCUGCUAAUAAGAUUUGGCUCUAAAACUUGUAUA
Messenger RNA from Salvia miltiorrhiza (redroot sage), 2392 nucleotides. RefSeq lists its product as uncharacterized. The coding region runs from base 242 to 2218 and encodes 658 amino acids. The transcript has 3 exons. The record is from RefSeq and is a predicted model, not a curated record. Lineage: Eukaryota; Viridiplantae; Streptophyta; Magnoliopsida; Lamiales; Lamiaceae.